Messenger RNA from Gambusia affinis (western mosquitofish), 13154 nucleotides. RefSeq names its product sacsin (gene sacs2). Lineage: Eukaryota; Metazoa; Chordata; Actinopteri; Cyprinodontiformes; Poeciliidae. Bases 105 to 12887 code for a protein of 4260 amino acids. The record is from RefSeq and is a predicted model, not a curated record. The transcript has 8 exons.
GUUGGAGCGAGCCUUUAUAAACGGCAGGCAGAAGCAGCAUCUCUCAGUGUCAAAGGAACUGACGUCCUUUCACGCGAUGUGACUCGGCAUCCAACUCAAGAAGGAUGAGUGGGAAGAUCAGACAUAAAACCCGGAGGUCCUUUGGGGCUACCGCACCACCUUUCCUUGACUACCUGAAAGAUAUUCUUCGUCGAUAUCCUGAUGGUGGACAAAUUUUGAAGGAACUCAUUCAAAAUGCUGAUGAUGCUUGUGCAACAGAAGUGAUUUUCAUCCAUGAUGAGAGGAGCUAUGGCACUGAGAGUCUUUGGAAUGCCAAUCUUGGACAAUACCAGGGCCCUGCUCUGUAUGCCUACAACAAUGCUGUGUUUACUGAAGACGACUGGGAAAGAAUUCAAAUGGCUGGAAGAAGUGGCAAGAUCAAUGACCCGAAUAAAAUCGGGAGAUUUGGAAUUGGCUUCAACUCCAUUUAUCACAUAACAGAUGUGCCCAGUAUUUUCAGCUCAGGACAUCUGGGAUUGAUGGACCCCCAAGAGGAAAUAUUUGGUGAUAAGGGGUUUCGGUGGUUUUUGAAUGAGGUUGAAGACCAAGAAGCUUUGAUGACAAUGCAUGACCAGUUCCAGCCCUACAGAGACAUAGUUUCAGUUGUAGGCAAGCAAGAAUGGUCAAAAAUCAUAGAGGAUCAGCACUUCUCUGGGACACUUUUCAGGUUCCCGUUACGCAACAAAGCAUCAGAGAUUUCAGACAAUCUGUAUGAUUCUGACAAAGUGGUUGAGCUUUUUGAUAGCUUCAUUGCAGAUGCAGACUUGAGCCUUCUCUUUUUGAAAAGUGUGAACACUGUGUCCUUGAUCCACAUCAGUCAGGAUGGUACCAUUAACACCAGGCUUCAAAUAAAAUCCUCAGAACCAACAGAAGUUCUUCUGAAGCAAGAAGAUGAGUCUGAUGUUGAAAGCUCGACAAGAAUCAAAUUGAUAACUCUAAAUUCGGAAGAUCAGAAAAAAACACAAUGGCUUCUAACAACAAGCACCAUGAAAGAGGGAAAAGCACCAAACCUUGAUGACCUUGCCAAAAAGUUGAGCUUUUUACCCAGAGUUGACUUGGCAUUUCCACUUGAUGAGCAGAGAGACUGUGGUCAAGGCAGAUUGAGCUGCUUCCUCCCUCUCCCAAACAAUGAAUCCAACAAGACCGGUCUCCCAGUUUAUGUCAACGCCUGCUUUGGUCUCACAGACAACAGAAGACACAUCAAGUGGCAAGAAGAAGACCAAAAACAUGAUGAACAUGCUUUGUGGAAUGAAUUGCUUGUGAAGAAGGUGCUCCCACAAGCAUAUGUGAAGAUCAUCCAAGAUGCCAUCAAACUCUGUCAGCAGUCUACUCUUCCUGUAUCUUCUGUGUACGACCUGUGGCCUGAUGUCACUCAAAUGCAGCACAAAGACAAAUGGCUUGAUAUUGCUGUGGAUGUUUUUCAUCACUUACUCAAUGAGAACAUGGCUGUUCUCUCUCUUGCCAGAGAUGAAACACAGUUUGUCCCUCUAUCAAAAGCUGUGAUACCCUGCAACGGGCCAACAACAGCUGAGACAAUAUCUGCCAUUAAAAGGACUUUAGUUUCCUGCGGGGAAAAUCUUGUGAGUGUACCAGCUACUGUAGUGACAGCCAUUGAGAAGUUUACACACACCAACCCACAGCAUGUAACUCCCCACUUCCUCAGAGUGGUUUUCCACAGGUCUGGUGUUCAUAACAUCAGAAAAGAAGAUAAACUGUGUAUUUUGGAGUACAUAUUGAGCGAUGGAAAAUACAGAGAACUGGAGGGUCUUCAGCUACUUCCUCUCAGUGAUGGAUCUUUCAGAUCUUUCACAAAGAAAGAGGAGGACACUGCUUUGAUUGACAACAGGGAAUUUCCAAGAACACUUCUGCCGUACUGCAAUCACCUCUUCAUCCCCCAUGAUCUACGUUCAACUUGCAGAAACCAUCUGGAAGAACUGGCCAAGUUAGGGGUUUUCCAAGUCAUCAACAUUAAUAAAAAACACAUAGAGCAAUAUACAAGAAAAUUUCUACCACAGGACUGGAAGCAGAUGGAGAAAAGGCUUGUUACUUGGAACACCAACAGAAGUGACCAUCCACCAUUAGAUUGGCUUCGGGGAUUCUGGAGGUUUCUGAACUCUCAUUUCAGUGAGUUAAGCUGCUUCAUGGAAAUACCUCUGAUACCUGUCAGUCCCCUCUCUAACAGUCAGCCUGUAUCACUGGCAAAGCUACAACAGAAGACAACCCUCAUUUUUCAGAACCGAGGACAGAAAAGUUUGCCUGACCAAAUAGCUCAGCUGGUGACCAAAACUGGCGCUACAGUGGUGAGAGGAAAUGAGUGGCUUAAACAUAACGACCUUGAAACUUAUGUCCCUAACCCAUCUCCAAGGAGCAUCAUGAAGGUGUUGAUGAAUUUAGACUCUGGGAAAGUCAUCAGAAUUAUGAAGUCUGAGUCUCAAAAGACAAGAGAAAAUCUGAAAGACUAUUUGUCCCAUCUAAAUGCUCUCUCAGGUCAAGAGAAAGAUUUCCUCAUGAAGCUUCCUCUGUUUCAAACUAUGAGUGGAUCGUUGGUCACAGCUCAAUCAAAGCAGGCUUUGGUUCUAACAUCUGGUCUGAUUAUUCCCUCAGAGUUGCCUGUGCCUGAUUCAAUUAUUCAGUGUGCUACUGAGGCUGAUCACAGACUUUUAAAGCUGCUGAAAGUGAAUUUCUUGAGCUCAGAUGAUGUAGGCAUUAUCCUCAUUGACAGCAUAAAGAACGGUACCUGCAGUAGUCAAGGAGCUGAGAACAUAAUGACUUGGAUUUUGCAGCAUGGUGACAUCCUUUUCUCUCAAAACCAGUAUCUAAAAUGCAAGUGUAAGGAACUGAGAUUCAUUAAAGUAAAGAGAGAGCUGAAACAGGCUGCAGACUUUCUUAGUCCAACAGUUAAAGCCUUUAAGAUGAUCUUUGAGUCAGACAGCUUCCCCCCACCAGUAUACACAGAAAAACAGCAGAUGCUUAAAAACCUGAUAGAUCUUGGAUUGAUAAACAAAGAGGCAGAUUUGACACCAGAGCAUGUGCUCUAUGCCACCACACUGAUCGAAAACCUGAAAGAAAACUCUGAAAGUGAGGCUUUGAAAAGAGCUCAGGUCCUCUUGGAAAUGCUGGAUAAAUAUGAUCUACUGUCAAAGUUUUCUGAUCAGCAACUUCAUCGCCUUAAGAUGAUAAAAUGGAUACCAUGUGAUCAGCCUGGAACUGAAAAACAAAAUAGAUUUGGUAAAUCUACAAAAAGUUGUUUCUGCAGCUCAGAGGAAAUAAGACACACAAUGUAUGAGGAGAUUGUUGGAGAGGUGAUGCCUCUAAUGGGGAAGCUCAGUGAUAGAGUUAACACCAAGCUCGGCCUCAAACGGCUGCCUCCACCUGAGAAAGUGAUUGAGAAUUUGUCAGUGCUGAAAUCAACUGUACGAGACAUGGAUGGUCCUGACACCAAUGUGGAUUUCAAGAAAAAACUUCACAGCAUUUACAGGCACAUGCAGCAAAACAUCUCUGAAUUUGCGGAGUUGAUGAACAGGGAGCCAGACUGGCUGUGGGCCAAUGACAAGUUUGUUUCCCCUUGUGAUUUGGUUCUUAACUACCCUCAGGAUCUGGAUCUGAGCUCUUAUAUUGGGAAGGUACCAAAUGAAUUUUUGCCAUUCAAGAAUCUGCUUCAGAGAUGUGGUCUGAGAACGGCACUUUCGAAUGAAGAAAUUGUUGAUAUUCUUUAUUCUAUCCAGCAAAACAUUGAAGCAAGACGACAGCCUUUUGCAACUUCAGGUGAAGUAAAGGUUUCCAAAGAGAUUCUCAGCUGGUUGUGGAAAACAAAGCAAAGAGUUAAUGAUGACAUCCCAGUGCCAGUUGUUACAGAAGAUGAACAGUUUACCCUGAAACCACAAUCAGAGGCACUUCUCUGUGAUGUAAACAGAAGUAAAUUGAAAGAACUUCAGAUCAGUGAGGAGAAAAUCUAUCUGCUACAUGAAGAAAUACCAAUAGCAACAGCUGAAUGGUUGAAAAUAAGGUUUCUUAGUAACUACAUCCUUGCUCCAGAGUUAAUAGGCAUUGAACAGUGUGGCCAAUCUGAACCGAUAACUAUGAGGAUAAAAAAUAUUCUUAAAGAGUAUGAUGAAGAUGGUGACAUCUUCAAAGAACUCAUUCAGAAUGCAGAGGAUGCUGGAGCUGAUGCCUGUAAAUUCUUGUUAGAUUUCAGAGAACACAAAGAUCCUCCUGAAAGUCUUAUUGAUCCUGACAUGGCCCUAUGUCAGGGACCAUGUCUUUGGGCCUUUAACAAUGAGCGGUUCACAGAUGAUGAUUGGAAGAACAUAGUCAGAGUUGGCUCAGCCUCAAAGGAAAACAAAGUGGAAAAGAUUGGAAAGUUUGGACUUGGAUUCAAUACCGUUUAUCAUGUGACAGAUGUUCCCUCUAUCCUGAGUGGUAACAAACUUCUCAUACUUGACCCAAAUGUAACUCAUUUAGGAAAGCAUAUCCAGCAGAAGGCAAAUCCAGGAAUUAAACUGGAUCUCUCUCAACAGAGACUUUUCCAUUGCUUUCCUGGUCUAUUUGGACCAUAUGAAGGUAUUUUUGACUGUAACUUCACCCAAAAAUGUCCUCCAGAACCUUAUGAUGGCACGCUAAUCAAACUACCUUUCCGAAGUGAGGAAGAAGCUCAGAGAUCAGAAAUAAGCAAAAAGGUAUACCAUGAACAGGAUAUCUUUGUUCUACAGCAGAACUUCAUGAAGAAUUCACAAGCUCAUCUCCUUUUUCUCAGGAACAUCAACAUGUUGUCUCUAAAAAGUAUCUCAAGCAAUGUAUCAACACCACUGAAGGAUGAAGAAAUACCACCCCUUCUGGACAUAGUUAAAACUGUUGAUAAUACAAUGAAGAUUUCAAAUGAGACAUUCAUCAAGAUGCAGCAAAAAGCACAGAAAUCAUUGAUGAAACAUGAUAUUAAAUGCACAAAAGUCAUUGACAGCGCUACAGUCCAAAUUGUCCAGAUAACUAACCAGCAAUCUGGUGAAACUGAAGUACAGUCUUGGCUCAUUUACAACUGCUUUGGCACUGGUCAGUCUCUGGAAAUGGUUCUUAAAGAUAACAAAACAGAAAAGGAGAAAGCUGUAUUCUCCUUGCCCAUUGGAGGGGUUGCUGUGCCUUUGCAACAAGAUACAGAAACAAGAAAAUUAUCUCCUCUACAAACAGAUUUCACUGGACAGGCAUUUUGCUUCCUUCCUCUUCCCAUUCAGACAGGUCUCCCUGUAAAUAUAAAUGGUACAUUUGCUGUAAUGAGCAACAGAAAAGGUCUUUGGGAAAGUGGAGUAAAACACAAGUGGAACAUGGCUCUUCAAGAGGAUCCUGUGCUGAUGGCAUAUAUUACUUCACUUUCUGCACUGAAGAAAAUGUCUGAAAACAAACAACUUGAGGCUUACUGUUAUUACAGCUUUUGGCCUGAGAGAGAGAAAGUGAGUGAUACUUUUAAGCCUUUGGUGGAUGCAUUUUACUCUAAACUUGUACAGUGCUCCAGUGGCCUAGAGCUCUUUUCUGAUGGAGAACACUGGUGCUCAAUGAACAAUGCAAUCUUUCUACAUGAAUGCAUUGAAGAAAAUGCAGAAAUCAGCAGGCUCGCUGCUCAGGUGUGCAAGAAAUACAUGAAAGCACCAAACUUUGUUGUUCCUAUCCCACUGUGGUUAAGAAAGAGCUUCAAACAAGCUGGGCAAGAAAAGGUUUUACAAGACAAGACAUGGACAUGGGAGAAGUUUUACCAAGAGAUGGUGUUCAAAAACCUUGCUACCAUGGACCCUAAGACCAGAGAUACACUUGUGCUGCAUGCUGUGGACCUCGACAUAAAAGAAAUUGACGAUCUGCUAACAUUUUAUCCCUGCAUACCUACAUCAGACGGAGAACUCCAAUAUAUCAAGAAACUUGUCAAUCCCUCUGGAAGAGUGGCCUGUCUUUUUGAGCCAGAUGAAGGACGCUUGCUGGGUGGAACCAAACAAGACUUCGGUUCACCCAGAAGGAUUCAACGGUUGCUGGAACUUGGAAUGGCCAGUGAUCACCUUUCACUAGAGGACAUAACACAUAAAGCAUGCACAAUGACUGAAACCUGGAGAGUUGACAAAAAGAAAGCAUAUAAAAAUGUAAAGUGCCUUCUUGAACUUAUGAAAAACCACCUGAAUGACAAAGAUUCUCCCCACUGGAAAACCUUGAGAAUGACUCCGUUUCUCCCAGCAUUUUCUCCUGGUGACAUAAAGAUGAAUGAAAACACAACGCUCCAACAACCCACAGCAAUUUUCAGUGACAGAUUCCAUUCACUUGUUAAUAUGAUUCAUCCUGUGCUGGAUCAUAAUGAACUAAAAAUACACAACACUGACCCUGUCUUGGACCUUUUAAAAGUUCAGAACAGUCCAGAGCCAGAGACUGUGCUUCAGCAACUGCAAGAAGCCAGUAAGCAUUCACAGUCUUUGGACAGAUCUAUGCUUCACAAAGUAGCAUAUGAGUGCUAUAAGUUUCUAGAUCAGCGGAUCAGUGGUUGUGAGAAUGACACUUUCAUUUCGCAGCAGGCCAAUUCAUUCCCCUUCGUCCUCAUUGGCAGCACAUUUGUUAAUGUCAACUGUGUUGCAGAAAAUGAACAGUUUGAAGCCAAACCCUAUCUCCACGUACUUCCACAUGCCUUUACUAGUUUCAGAAAUCUUUGGGAGACUGUUGGCGUUGGAAAGAAUUUUACCACCACUCAGUUUUUCUCUGUGCUUCAAGAACUUCACUCCCAACAUGAAAACAAAGCACUCCCAGAAAGGGAUUUAUCUAUUUGCCUUACAAUUUUAAUGAAAGGGAUAUUUGAGACAAAAGAAAAACCAACUAAAGAGUGUUUGAUUCCAAAUGAGCAUGGAGUUUUGCAGCCUGCCAAAGAGCUGUUUUACAAUGACAGUCCAUGGAUGCCAGUUGCUUCAGGUAUCACAUUGUGCCAUCAAAAUAUCCCUCGUCCUAUGGCUAUCCACUUUGGAAUCCAAACAACCAGGCAUCACACUCUGGAAGACUGUACAGUUGACAACUUUUCCCCUUUUUCUUUCCAUUUUGAGCAGCAGGAACAACUAACUGUUCGAAUUCAAAACAUAAUUGCAGCAUAUCCAUCGAAGAAAGACAUCCUUAAAGAACUGAUCCAAAAUGCUGAUGAUGCUGAGGCAACAGAAAUUCAUUUCAUAUGGGACAAACGUCAACAUGGCAAAAAAAAAACAUUUGGGGAAAGCUGGAACAGUUUGCAGGGUCCAGCUCUCUGUGUUUUCAACAACAAAGUGUUUUCUGAUGAUGACUUGAAAGGCAUUCAGCAGCUGGGAGAAGGAGGAAAACAAAACUUACAAGGAAAGAUUGGGAAAUAUGGACUUGGUUUCAACUCUGUUUACCACCUGACUGACUGUCCUUCCAUCCUAACUGGAGAUGAUUUACUUUGCAUUUCUGAUCCCAAUCAGAAAUUCAUUGAAAGUCAUUCAGGCAAGCCUCCUCUAGGCAUUGGAUACAAACUAGUUAGUGGUUUCAAAAAGAUGUACACUGAUGUCUAUGAAUCAUUUCUUCCUGAGAAAUUCCCUCUUAAAGAAGGCACCAUGUUCAGAUUACCUCUGAGGACAAAUAUGGCAGCAAAAAGCUCAAAUAUAUCUCAGCAGGAAGUCACUGAGGAUUGUAUGAGGGAACUGUUCUCUGUCCUGUCUGAAGAUUCAGAAGGACUAAUUCUGUUUCUGAAAAACAUCUGCAAGAUUGAAGUUCAUGAACUUGAUACCACUUCCAAGAAUCUUAAAACCACCCUAACUAUUGAAAGAACUCUGCAGCCAGAAAGCAGAGUAAAAAGGGAAACAUUUGCAAAGCAAUUACAGAAUGCACAGCAGUCUAAGAAUCCAGUAACCCGCUGCAAGACCUUCUAUGAAAUGACAGUUUCCACCUCAGAUAAAAGACAAAGUGAAUGGAUUAUUGCUGAACAGUUUGGACCAUUCAAAAACAGUAAUGAACUAAAAGCAGUCAAGAAACUUCCCCAGGGGGCGAUUGCUGCACAUGUAAAGAAAACGUCUGUCCUAAUCACUAAGAAUGAUUUCAAAGGUGCUGCCUUCUGUUCACUCCCAUUGCCUGGAGAAACUGGACUGCCAGUACAUGUGAAUGGAAACUUUGAGGUAGAUGCAAAUAGGAAAAAUCUUUGGAAAGUAGAUGGCCAAAGUGUGAAGUCAGAUUGGAAUGAGAGUUUGAAACAACUAAUAAUUGCUCCACUUUAUGCAGAUCUCUUGCGUUACAUUAGAGAUAAAAUUAAUGUCAAGAAAGGCUUCUUUCAAAGUCUUGGAGUCCAUUUAAGUGAUGCAUACUUGCGCUUUUGGCCAACCAGGAUAAAAAAUGUUGGUCCAGAGUGGCAUGAGAUGAUACAACAUGUGUACAGAGCUAUUAAAGAAAAUGAACUUGAUGUUAUUCCAGUUCUGAAAACCUCAACAUGCAAAACUGCAAGACAGGAAUUGAAAGAAUACUCUCUUGAUUGGUGCAAACUCACAGAAACAGAUCCUGUUCAAGCACCUUACCUGACAGACUCAACAAAUGAAAGGAUCAAUCUCAUUUUGGAAGCUCUUGGAAUGAAACUUGUUCCUGCUUUCACAAAAAUGCCCUGCAUUUGGGAAAGCAUACAGUCAGCUGGGAUUGAAGUGAAAGAAGUCAGUGCUAGUACUGUGCGUAUGUUUUUGCAAGCAAAGGCCAUCAAUGAUCCUACACAAACAGAUGAGGAUUUACCCUUGCCUGUAACUGCUACUCUCAUCCAAAAUGAAAAACAGUGCGCAGAGCUCCUGGAGUUUUGUUUGAACGAUUCCCAGUUAAAGGAAAAUGUAGAGAAUGAUUCCACAUUACUUGAUGGCCUUCCACUUCUUCUUACAAAAGACAAGCUUUUACGAAAGUUUAACUCUAAAUUUCCAAAGCUGAUUUCAAGAUACGACAGGCUUUUUUUUGGCUUUGAAGACAAAUUUGCAGAUCAUGCAAUAAAUGGAAAACACAGUCUUCUGGAAACUUUAAAUCUUGUCAAGAAAUUGACACUUUCAAAUGCAGCAGAAUUCUUGAAACCAAUAAUUCAAAGUCUUCUUCAGGGUUGUGAGGUCAAUCCAGACAAUGGUCUUUAUGUCCCAAAUGAAAAUAUGCUGAAGUGGCUGGAACCACUUUGGUUUUUCAUAACAAGUGAAAUUACAACAGAGACAUCCAGAGCUGAUAAAGAAAGCUUGACAGCAAAGGAUGUGAAAGAACUCUUCAGUGACUGCUGCAUCCUGCCAGUUGUAUAUUCCAGAGGAAACAACAAACAUCUCCUGCAGGCAAUGAAAAACAUGUCAAGUGUAAUUCCACAUGUCUCAGAAAAAGACAUAUCUCCAAUCCUCUGCAAACUUGGUUUUCUAAAACUUGACUAUGUCUUCUCUUCAAAGGUACGUGAACAGUUUAACCAAAUACGCCAUGAACUCUUGGAUGUGAAUAAUAAAAUAUCAGUUCUGGACCAAGCCUGCAAAAUCAACCAAUCAGAGUUCAGGUUCUUGUCAAGUGAGGAGAUGAAAAUGUUUCAGAACUUUUUACAGUCAGAAGUAUCUAUGUCUAAAGAAUACAAGACGAAGCUUAAAUCUUUACCAAUUUUUGAAACAACACUUGGUGAACGAGUAAGGAUUGAUGGACCCCAAGAGGUAUUUAUCCUCAACAGCAGACAUUCAGAGACAUUUCCACACUUGUUCACUCUGUGCAACAGCAACAGCACUAUCCUAAAAUACAACCCAGAAAAUUUUGCUCUGUCACAAAUCGUGGAGAUCAAAGUCCUGAAUGAUCUAGACUAUUUUAUGAAGUUCAUUCUACCAUUUGUACAAACACUUAAAGAGAAAGAUACUCUGGAUUGCUUAAAGCUGAUAUUAUUAAUGAGGUCUGAGUUUGACCUUCCCGAGAACAAGGACAUCAUCAUCUUCUCACUGAAAUCCGUUAAGCUCAUUCAAAGCUCUCUAGGUCGACUUGAGACUGCCUCGUACUACUAUGACGACAGUGUGGAGCUUUACGAGAAAAUGGUUCCCCAACAUAAAUUUGUUCCACAGACAUUUUGGACAGACUUGAGUGAGGGAAAAGAUUAUCAAAGAUUACAAGCAAGAGACCUGAUCAGGGAACUUGGAAUGAAAUAUGAGGUGACCAAUGAUGAAAUAAUCAGUUUUGCACACCAACUGGAAUCAGAAGCAAAAGAAAACAGAAACAUCAAAAUGCUGAAACAGAAGUCAAAACUGCUUUUUGAAAAAGCCUUGAAAAAAGUGGCCACUGACAAAAAUGAAAGGUUGCUGAGAGACAUUGCUGAUAUCAAGUUCAUCUUUCCAGUUAAGAUUAAUGAAGAUCUCUGCAAUUAUUAUCAACCAUUUGCUUCUGAGGACACCACCGUUCAAAUCAGAGGAUCUUUGAUUGAAACAGAUUCUGAACAUCAGGAUUUGAUUUGGUCUUCAAUGCCAAUUAUACAUUUGCCAGUUUACCUCUCAAAGGAUCUCUCACAAAUGAUAAAAAAUGUUGGAACUCACAAACAGCCACCUUCAGAAAAUGUGACCAGAAACAUGAAAAACAUUUGUCAGGCUCCAUGUAAAACUGAUCAGGUCAUCAAAACCCGUGCAGAUGUGUUUCGACAUGCUUAUGCCUACCUGCAAGCCAAUGGCUUUGAUGGACAAUCAUUGUAUGAUCAGCCUGUUGUUUUGGUUGAAAAAGACUUUGAACUUUUUAAAGCUGAUGGUGUGUGCCUUUCACUUUCUCAUGACCUUGAGUUCAGACCUUACUUGUACCCAAUUUCUUCACCAGAUGCCUUGUAUGCAGAGUUCUUUAAGAAAAUUGGUGUGAAGGAGGAAGCCACUGCAGCGCACUACUGUAAUGUCCUAGCAGCUGUUUAUGCUGAUUCUUGUGAUAAAAAAGGUCUGAAUGGACCCCAGUUGAUUACUGUAAAACGAGCAGUUCACCAGUUAUUUCUCUUAAUCAAAGCUCAAAAAGAACAGACCCUCAACGGUGAUGAUCAUACUUUGUACUUUCCUGCAGUUGAUGAAAAGCUGCAUACAUCAAGUUCACUCUACUACAAUGAUACAGUGUUUGAGAUCCAAAGGUUGAAGGAAGGCCUGGAGGAUAAGUUCCUGUUGCUUGAGAAACUCAGUGAAUGUCAUCUGGGCAAUGACAUCUUUGAACAGCAUCGACUGGUGAAAAUGUUACCUCAGAAACUGCAGCCUAAAAUGUUGACUCAGAUCACUGAGGAGAAAGUUGUGGAAUCAAACAUGCAGCCUUGUGAGCUUGGGAAUGGUUGUGAGUUCAGAGGAUGGUUUGAUAAACAUCUCUCCUCAGAAGGAUUCAAAUAUGGACUCAUUUGUCUCCUCAGAGAACAGACUGAGGGUAAAAUAACACAAGAAGAUGCGACAGGCAUGUGUGAGAAAACAUUUGGCAGCAUUCAAAUUGUCUGCUAUAAGUCCCUCAAAACGAUGCUUUGGCUGGAUGAACAACCACUACACAAAACUGCCAGAGAUAUUGAUGUAUUUGUCAGACAAGAGCAACAAGGUCUAACCUUGUUCCUGAAACACAAUGAUGACAUGGCUCCUAAAGUAAUAAACAAAGUUAACAUGAUUUUGACAAAGGGGAUUAAUGCUCUUUUAGGCCACCGAAUUGCAUCAGUUCACCUCCCAGUGCUCGGACAACUUCUCAUGUGUGACAGUCUGCAAGAUGUGAAACAAACUCUGGCUGAUAAUGACAUCCGUGAUAGUGUAAAUAUUGAAAGAAAAACUCUCAGUCCUCCAGAUCCUGGGACAAAUAUUCCAGACGAAUGGCAUGAUUCAUUAGACAUGAGCUUUCUGAACAACUUUGAAGAAGGGGAAUAUGUUGGCUACAGCACAAAUAACAUGUACAUUUAUGCAGUUAUUGUCAAAGAACUUCCUGGUUGCUCUGGAAGAUGUUCCUGGAAAUACAAAAUAGAUAUUGGAGGGGACGAACCAGUAGAAGUCAGCCAUCUUGACCUGUACCAAUUUAAACGAGAAAAAAAGAUUAAAACAAAUGGGGUCAACUGCACUUCGUCUAUGGAGCUGGUUGUGAAGAAUGUGUCACCUUCAUCCCAACCACCGCAAAGUUCUUUACCAACCUCUCUUGGGGAAGCUAAAAGAGAAAUAGACAAAUGUUUGGCUGAGAUUUGGAAUCUUCCUGAAGAGGAGAGAAGGAAAGCUAUCAAGAGACUUUAUCUUAAAUGGCAUCCUGAUAAAAAUCUUGACUGCCAGGACCUCGCCACAGAGGCUUGUAAAUAUUUGCAGAAUCGAAUUAAAGAGCUCAGCAAUCCGUCAAAUUCAAGUAAUUCUUCUAAUUUCAAAGACUUCUACCAGCAAUGGGACCAAGAAGCCAGGCAUCACAGAAGUGGCCGAGAAAGAUUCUUUAGAUCUACUGGCUCUCGUUUUUAUAACUUUUGGAACCAGUACACAAAUAUUCCAAGACCAAACAAAGAAGAGGCCCAACGCUGGUGUAAACAGGCUCGCUGUGAUCUUGAUGCAGCUCAUAAAGACACAAGUGGAGGCAGCACAGAGUGGUGUCUAUUCAAAGUCCAUCAGGCAGUGGAAAAGGCUCUCAUUGCAGCAGAAUAUAAACAUGAUGGUAGACACACCAGCAGCAGCUCAAUUUCAAUCACAGCAGCAAAAGUUUCCGGCUACUACCCUCUACUGAGAGACCUUCCUCAGAUAGUAGCCGAUCUGAAGUCACUGGGAGUGGACGCCAAAAAAACUCAAUACCCCAACUGUCAUCCAUUUCCCCACAUUCCUAAUGGGCAGUUCAGAUCUGAAAAUGGAAUAUUAGCAGUGAACAAGGCAUCUGAGCUACUCAACAAAGUAGAAGCGUAUGUAAAUUAGAUUCUGCAGUUAGAUUGAUAAAAUUUUCUUUUCUGUGUUAGUUUUUUUUAAGUGAUUUCUGCUAAUAUUUCAUUCCUUCUGUUUUGGUAAAGCCUUUAUUGGUGUUGUAAUAUUGAAACAUAAAGAAACAAAAAAUAAUUGUACAAAAUAGACUACUUUUAAUGAGUCUUGUGCAUUUUAUUUCAUGACAGAAAACUUAAAAACUUUGGAUUAUUUUAUAAAAUACUAAUAUCUAACCAUUUUUUUUCAAAUACUGAAUAUGCGCAU